This is a messenger RNA of Tribolium castaneum (red flour beetle), 1633 nucleotides long. Its product is annotated as probable cytochrome P450 6a14. The record is from RefSeq and is a predicted model, not a curated record. The transcript has 4 exons. NCBI's taxonomy places the organism in Eukaryota, Metazoa, Arthropoda, Insecta, Coleoptera, Tenebrionidae. Gene Ontology annotation, molecular function: monooxygenase activity; oxidoreductase activity, acting on paired donors, with incorporation or reduction of molecular oxygen; heme binding. Bases 148 to 1614 code for a protein of 488 amino acids.
UUUAAUUGGAUAGUUUUUGAUUAACGAAGUUUGUUAAAUAGCAGAUUUUAAUUUUUCCGAUAAUUAUUACGUGCAUUAUGACCCACAAAGAAAUGACAUUAAAACCACUAAACCAACACAAAUCACACACUUAUUUACAUUUACACGAUGCUUUUCAGUGCAAUAAUCCUAAUCCUAGCCUUGAAUUAUUUCUAUUACAAAUGGAAAUUUACUUACUGGCAAUGCAAAAAAAUCCCAACUUUGGCCCCAAAAAUCCCCUUCGGCGACCUCCCCAACCCUUUGAAACAAGCGGAAGCCACGGGUGUUCACAUCAAACGUCUCUAUGACCAAAUCAAAGGCAAAGGCUGGAAACACGCCGGUUUGUAUUUUUUGGCACGUCCUGUAUACAUGGUGGUCGACUUAGAGUACGUGAAAAAUAUCCUAACUAAAGAUUUCCACCAUUUCGUCGAUCGGGGAUUUUAUUUCAACGAAAAGGACGAUCCGAUAAGUGCCCACGUUUUCGCAGUCGGCGGCCAAAAAUGGCGAAACUUGAGAACUAAACUAACCCCAACUUUCACCUCCGGGAAAAUGAAAAUGAUGUUCCAGACGUUACUAGAAUGCGAAGCUAAUUUGCUAAAACGCUUCGAAAAGGAACACAAAAGUGCGAUCGAUAUUAAAGAUAUUUUGGGCUGUUUUACAACUGAUAUAAUCGGUUCUUGUGGUUUUGGCCUCGAUUUUAACACUUUUGAGGACGAAAAUUCGCCCUUCCGUAAAUACGGGAAAAAAGUUUUCGCCUCAAAUCUCACAAGAAGGCUCCAAAUUUUUUUCUUCACUCAUUUCCCGUCAAUGGCACGGGCCCUAAAAGUGCGCCACUUUUCCAAAGACGUGGCCGAUUUUUUCACAAAAGUGGUGAAAGACACGGUCGAGUUCCGGGAGAGAAAUAAUUACAAGCGCAAGGAUUUUAUGCAACUUUUGAUUGAUUUGAAAAAUUGCAACUCUGGACUGACCUUGAACGAAAUUACGGCCCAAAGUUUGAUUUUCUUUUUGGCGGGUUUUGAAACCUCGUCCACUACCAUGACUUUUGCACUUUACGAACUUGCCAAAAACGAGAAAAUACAGGAGCGGGUGAGAGACGAGAUUUUUUCAAUUCUGGGUGAAGAAAAAAUCACGUAUGAAGCGCUCCAAAAAAUGAAAUACUUGGCACUUGUUAUAAAUGAAACUUUAAGGAAGUACCCGCCACUGUCUUUCCUGACGCGGGAAUGUGUCCAGGAUUAUAAAAUCCCGGACCAGGAUGUGAUCAUAGAAAAGGGAACAAAAGUCGUAAUUUCAAUUUUGGGGAUGCACAGGGACCAGGAAUUUUAUCCUGAUCCUGAGACAUUCGAUCCUGGGCGUUUUUCGGAAGGUAAUGUUGUCUCAAGACACCAGUAUGCCUAUAUUCCCUUUGGGGAAGGUCCCCGAAUUUGUAUGGGUUUAAGGUUCGGAAUGAUGCAAACUAAAGUCGGGUUGGUUUCGUUGUUGCGAAAAUUCAAGUUUACAGUGAAUGGGAGGACGAAAGAACCAAUCAAGUUUGAUGUGAGGGGUUUUAUUUUGGCUGCGGAGGGCGAUAUUUGGCUCAAUGCCCAAAAAGUGUGCUAAUAUUUUGUAGUGUUUUAAA